Molecule: messenger RNA, 1294 nt
Organism: Venturia canescens
Lineage: Eukaryota; Metazoa; Arthropoda; Insecta; Hymenoptera; Ichneumonidae
Exons: 5
Coding region: 150-575 (141 amino acids)
Molecular function (GO): serine-type endopeptidase inhibitor activity; protein binding
Source: RefSeq, a predicted model, not a curated record
AGUCAGUUCGUUCCCAAACCCAGCGGAGGAGUCGAGUGCUUUUGUGUUCCCCUCGUCAGUGCCCUUUCGUCGAGAUCCAAUUUUGACGACCAUUUUAUUUCAGUCAAUUCAGUGAACCUUAAUUUUUAUUGUUUUUUUAUGAACUCAAAAUGAAAGGAAUCAAAUCAGCUCUCGCAGUCCUGGUCGUUGUCUCCGCGACUGCGGACUUUUGGGCUCAAGCUUUGCCGAGACCGCAGCAGAAUGGGGAUCGAACGCUCGCGGAUGGCUUCGUGUUCGAUGGGAUCGCCGACAGACAGGAACCAAGUCGUACUAUUUCAACGAGACCACCCCCAAUAGAACGAACCGCUGCUACAGUCCCAACAACUACUCCCGUCACUGGUGCAUCAGUGACGACAGAAUCGCCUGAAGUCGCUCAGUGCAGGCUACGAUGUCCGAUAACAUCCGAGUACAAUCCAGUGUGUGGAAGUGAUCAACAGGUUUACUCGAAUCCUGGAAAGCUGAGUUGCGCGAGAUUCUGCGGGCUUGACGUGGAUUUCCUAUAUUCGGGCCCCUGCGACUCAGCAAUUCGAGGAUAAACCUGUACCAUUUUCCUUCCAUCGACUUUUUUAUUGCUCGAUAUCGUCGUCGAUGAAUCAUGCAAAAGGAAUGAACCACGCGUUAACUAUCUUUUUGCGGUUCGUUUCGACUGCUUCAAAGAAUUAUCACCGAUUUGUGUUUUCCCUGAGUAACGUAAAAAUAACAUUGAUCAUUGGCCAUUAUGAAAGAAGUUCAAAUUACAAAAUAAAGCAUUUACGAGCUUGUUACAACUGACUAAUUCGGAGCAAGUCAAUGACGAAGAUCAAAAUGAAUUUUUCAUAAACUAAAGGCUUCGUAUCCGUGAAUCAACUCAGGCUUUGCAUGUCGAAUGAAAAUAGAUUUUUUUAUAUCACCCAAACAUACCGAAUACAUUGUACAGCAAAGCACCAUCGCAAUUUGUCUUCGAAAAAUAAAAUAAAAUAAAAUGAACUCAUAUAAUCGAAAAAUGGCAAGAAACGUGACAGACUUGAAGUUUUUAUUAUUAUUAACAAUUACAAAUACGACAUACAAUUAGACAGGUCAUUUGAAUGUACAUUAGGACGGAGUCAUUACUGUAAAAAAAUAUUGAACCAAGUUAUUACUACAAAUAUACACGAGUCGACACAGAAAACUUGGCGUUUACUUUUUUCAUCGCUUUUAAUUCUUAGGAAUCAAAGCUGUUGUCAAUGUUCACAAAAUCAAUAUUCAACAGGACAGAAAUAAAGCGUAAAUUAUCUAA